CAGAGCGCACGCGGGCACCACCUCCACGUCCAAACUCUCCGCUUGUGUCUGUCAACAUUUGCAACAAGAGUUUUUCGAUGAAAAGGAUUACUUUAUCAUUUUGCCUAACAGCCAAAGAGACAUAACCUCAAGCCAUUCCACCUGCCUUGGCUCAAAAAUCGGGGGUUUUAUUGGUUUAUUGUCUCCAAACUACGAUCGUCGAAAGCAUAUGAAAAACAAGAUGAACAACAGAAAUCACUGGAAAGUGUACAAGAGGGUGAGUGUCGUGUUUUUCCUGGCUGUGGUGGCGCUGACGGUUGUCCAGAGAGGGAGCAUCAAUAUGGGGGCUCCCUUCCAACUCGAGAGGCACGGUCACAUGGACGCCUCUGGCAGAGUGGAACCUGGAGCUUCCCCGGAAGACUCGUACCAGGGGAUAAAAAGCUUCUGGAAGGCUAGCAAACGCCAGCUGAUGCCUAAAGCCCGGGCCACCACGCAGAAGUCCAGGACCACUGAGGACAACAACCCCAGAACCUGGGAUGUAACUAGCUCUAACUGUAGCGCCAACCUCAACCUCUCAAGUCAGGACUGGUUCAAGAGCCUGGAGGAGAAUUUCAAGCAGUUCAUGCUUUAUCGACACUGCCGUUACUUUCCCAUGCACAUCAACCACCCGGAGAAGUGCACAGGGGACAUAUAUUUGCUCAUGAUAAUAAAAUCCGUGGCCACCCAGCAUGACCGAAGGGAGGUCAUCCGAAAAACCUGGGGCAAAGAGCAGGUAGUUGGCGGCAAGAAGAUAAAGACCCUCUUCCUUCUUGGUAAACCCUCCAGCGUGGCAGAGAGAGCGAAUCACCAGAAGCUAGUGGAGUACGAGGACCACAUCUACAGGGAUAUCCUCCAGUGGGACUUCCUGGAUAGCUUCUUCAACCUCACGCUUAAGGAGACUCAUUUCCUCAAGUGGUUCCACACCUACUGCCCCGGUGUACGCUACGUCUUCAAGGGGGAUGAUGACGUCUUCGUCAGCGUGGAGAACAUCUUCGAGUUUCUAGAAAGCACCAACCGUGCAAAGAACCUGUUUGUGGGGGAUGUGAUUUUCAAGGCUAGUCCCAUUCGUAAAAAGGAAAACAAAUACUACAUCCCCCUGGCUCUGUAUAAUAAUACACACUACCCUCCGUAUGCAGGAGGAGGGGGUUUUCUGAUGGAUGGGACCCUGGCAAGGAGGCUUUACUGGGUGGCAGACACCCUGGAGCUUUACCCCAUCGAUGAUGUCUUCUUGGGCAUGUGUCUGGAGGUGCUUCAGGUCACUCCUAUAAAACACAACGCCUUUAAGACGUUUGGCUUGGUGAAAAAUAAGAACAGCAAGUUGAACAGAGAACCUUGUUUCUUUAAGAGCAUGAUUGUGGUGCACAAACUGCUCCCGCCGGACCUCUUACACAUGUGGAACCUGGUCAACAGUGAGCUGGUCUGCUCGCAGAAAGUGGAGAUCCUAUAGCUCGAUGGGAACACUAGGUAAGGACAGCACCGACAAGCUGAGCUGUACCUCGGUGGAUACCAUGAUGCAUGAGAGUCCCAGUAAAGUCUCCUUUAUGUUGAAAGGGACCUUGGAAAAAUCUUUAAAGGUUGUAGAAUUGUGUAUUUAUAUUGGCAUUUUGAAGGACUCAACACUGACAGCACGCAGAUUCAGAGACGACAACCAAAGUUUAGCUGCUACAUUAACGGGCGCGCUAAGGAGGACUGUUAUGGCUCAACAAUAACAGGAUUUUAUUCUGUUGCAUAAUAUUUGUGAUGGGUCUCCACCGUAUCACACACCCUCGUCCUCCCCUACUCGGCGGCCAACACCUACUUUUCUCCUUCUUCUGGUUCGAUACGGUGGAAGUUUUUUCAUUGGUUAGGAACCUUGUGGCAGUGAGCUGUCACCAAAUCACCAAUAAUAGCAAACUGAAAAAAAGUAUGAAUAUGAGAGAUUUCAAAUGUAUUAUGAGGACAAGUGGUAAACAAAACCAUGAAUAUGUAUUCGCAGUAUAUUGUGCUUUCGGAUAGGUCAGGGGGAAAUAAUGUUUGGUUUAGGUUGAUCUUGUAGAAAACAAAUCAGUUGGUAUUAGUUACUGCCCUGGAGACUUGGGUUCGAAAGCCAUUGCACAUGCUGCACAGCCUCUAGUUAUGCUUCCAUUUUGGGUUUAUUACAGUGUUACACAUUGCCUUCACUUGAGUCAGUAUGUCAUGCUGCAGUGGCUUCACAUCAAGUAAUAGAACGAAACAACCCUCUCUACCUCAGUGAUACCGUCAAAUAAAAAAAAAAUGUCAUUGUUAGUUUUGGCUUUUCUACUGUAAGUGUAAAUAUGAUAACAUUACCUUCAUAUGCAGUACAUGUUCCUAAAGUAAGAUUUUAAUCACUUCUGUAUCAUAGAGGUCCUUGCACUAGUUUUUUUUUGGAAUGUGAUUGACUUGAUCUGGUCGUCUACUACACUUAUACUACUGGAAACUUUUAAAAACAAAUCUCUAAACUGGUUUCAUGUUUGCUGUCUGUGGAUUUGAAUGUGCUGAUAUACUUGACAUGGAUUUGGUAGAGGGUCUACAAUGACACUGAGAACUAAAACUAUUGCUGGUACGACUAUGUAUGACAUGUUAAUUUAAUCCACAAUAAAAGGGGUUCUUUUAUUUAAUUUAAAGCGUCCGAUGAGCAUAAUAAUGGGAUGUUCAAUGAUUAUUAAGAUGUAUGUUGUGGGUGUAGCGGGUGAUGGUUAUUUCUAGGUGAUGUAAAUAUAUGUAAAAAUCAAAAUGUACAAAUAAUGUAAUUUGUAAAUAAACAUCUUGACUGUA
Molecule: messenger RNA, 2793 nt
Organism: Cottoperca gobio
Lineage: Eukaryota; Metazoa; Chordata; Actinopteri; Perciformes; Bovichtidae
Gene: b3gnt7
Product: UDP-GlcNAc:betaGal beta-1,3-N-acetylglucosaminyltransferase 7
Exons: 2
Coding region: 209-1465 (418 amino acids)
Biological process (GO): protein O-linked glycosylation; poly-N-acetyllactosamine biosynthetic process
Cellular component (GO): Golgi membrane
Molecular function (GO): UDP-glycosyltransferase activity; hexosyltransferase activity
Source: RefSeq, a predicted model, not a curated record